AUGAACGCCGUCCUCUCACACUCGGUGCGGUGGUGCAAAGAAGAGCCCCAGAUCGGCCCACUUCUGGACUCCUUCGAAGGUGGAGCACAAUUCUAUCAGCGUGCCGUGUCGGGGCUCUUCGAGUCGCUAAAGGUGGGAUAUGCAAGCGUGCCGACCAUCCAGACGCUACUGCUUCUCAGUGCACAGGAAUGUGGGAAGGGUAACCGAACGCAAGCCUGGCUGUACAGCGGCAUGGCGUUCCGCGUCCUCGAUGAUCUCGGGAUCUCGAUCGAUAGUCGGAAGUAUCUUGGUGCGGCCCACUUGAGUGAUGAAGAUAUCGAGAUUCGGAAUCGUCUUUUUUGGAGCUGCUACUUCUGGGAUAAGAUUGUGUCGUUGUAUUUUGGUCGCGCCCCGUCCAUGCAACAUUCUCGCGUCAGCCCGCCCCGCAUCAUACUCGACGAUACUUCUGAGAUCGAAAUCUGGACUCCUCACGGCGUCAGCUUCCCCGACGGGGCCCACUAUCCACCCACACAGGCGCAUUCCACCUCGUGCUUCAUCCAGAUGUGCGGCCUUGCCGAGACUUUGAACCAGAUUCUAAUCUACAUUUACGACCCCAUGCGCCAAAGUACCGAAGUCGAGUUCUUUGAUUGCGUUCAGGAGCAAGCUAAGAACCUCGGCGAUUGGUGGGAUGGGCUUCCCGACUACUUGAAGCUUGUGGCAACGGAUCUACCUCCUUAUUCUCCACCGAGCCACAUUAUGACUCUGAACUGCCUUUAUCACACAGUUAACAUUCUGCUUCAUCGCCCGAUCCUGUGCUCUCGUGGGUUGGUGAAGACCCGGCAAGAGUCAUACGAUAGGAGCCAUCUGGUCCAAUGCAUGGCAUCGGCAACAUCAAUCCUAUCUCUCUUCGACCUCUACCGCCGCACGUUUGGGGAUAACCACGUCGUCCUCUCUCUCGCCUACAGCAUAUACACCGCCGCAUCUAUUUUCCUCCUGGAAAUUCAGGCCCUGAAGUAUGCCGCCCCGGGGACGUUGGACAAGCUCAAAUUUUGCAUAUUUGCACUUGAGCGCGUCAAGGUGUCCAACCCCGUGAUCACAACCGCCCUGCGGCUCGUCUACCAAGAGCUCCAAAAGCUCCAGAUCGACAUCCACGGCACUAUGCCUGCUCAACCCCCCAAUACCGAAGAACAACAUCACCAGCCUCAGCCCCCGCCUCCUCAUCCCACCCAGCAGAGCCAGUCCCCCGCCAGCAGUAAUCCUCCCCGCCAUAUCUCCCCUGGCAGCCAGCAUCAACACCAGCGCCAACGAAGCCACGCUGCCAUGACCACUCAACCCGGUACCAUGAUCCCGGAGUACAACACCUUCCAGCAACCAGUCGCAGGCUUCGACGCCUCCCAGAUGGGCGAUAUGCCACAGAUGCCCCCAACCCAUUUGCUAGGCGGCAUGCCUAAUGCAUUGAUGACGGUUGACGAUCCCGGCUCGUACGAGAUCACGCCAGAGGUGUUCGAAGCGUUUUCAUAUGCGCAGCCCAUCUCGACCAAUAUGACCUCGCCGUUUGACUCGGGUUGGACUGGAGGUCAUAGUCAGUGA
Penicillium canariense is the source of this 1569-nucleotide messenger RNA. RefSeq names its product putative C6 transcription factor. Gene Ontology annotation, molecular function: zinc ion binding; DNA binding. The record is from RefSeq and is a predicted model, not a curated record. Gene Ontology annotation, biological process: DNA-templated transcription. Bases 1 to 1569 code for a protein of 522 amino acids. NCBI's taxonomy places the organism in Eukaryota, Fungi, Ascomycota, Eurotiomycetes, Eurotiales, Aspergillaceae. The transcript is spliced from 3 exons.